This is a messenger RNA of Epinephelus moara (kelp grouper), 5641 nucleotides long. It is a transcript of the gene asns, whose product is annotated as asparagine synthetase. Lineage: Eukaryota; Metazoa; Chordata; Actinopteri; Perciformes; Serranidae. The transcript is spliced from 12 exons. Gene Ontology annotation, molecular function: asparagine synthase (glutamine-hydrolyzing) activity. The record is from RefSeq and is a predicted model, not a curated record. The coding region runs from base 104 to 1789 and encodes 561 amino acids. Gene Ontology annotation, cellular component: cytosol.
GUCAAAGUGGAGUCAGUACAGUUGCAUCAUUACAUCCGAGAGACAGCAGUGUCUUAGCAGCGUCUCGCACACCACGGGUAUCAUUUGAAGAAGAAGCGCCAAGAUGUGCGGUAUCUGGGCUUUGUUCGGCAGUGAUGAGUGCCUGUCAGUGCAGUGCACCAGUGCCAUGAAGAUCGCUCACAGGGGCCCCGAUGCCUUCCGCUUUGAGAACGUCAACGGCCUCACCAACUGCUGUUUUGGCUUCCACCGAUUGGCUAUCGUGGACCAGCUGUAUGGCAUGCAACCCUUACGCAUCAAGAAGUUUCCUUUCUUGUGGCUCUGCUACAACGGAGAGAUUUACAACCAUCUCACACUUAGGAAACACUUUGACUUUGAUCACCAGACUGAGGUGGAUGGUGAGAUUCUGCUCCAUCUGUAUGACCGCUUUGGCAUCCAGGAGAUGGCUUCUCACCUGGACGGUGUCUUUGCUUUUAUCCUGCUGGACACCGCCAACAGAAAAGUCUUUUUGGGAAGAGAUACGUACGGAGUGCGGCCUUUGUUCAAACUCCUCACAGACGAUGGAUUCCUUGCAGUCUGCUCAGAAGCCAAAGGACUCACAAACAUUACCCAUGCGAUGACUACCCCUGCCACCAUUGUCCCCUUCCCCCCUGGGCACUUUGAGGUCUUUGAUUUGAAGCAGAACGGAAAAGUUCAGUCCAUUCAGAUGGCGCCGUUUCACUGCUGCACCAAAGAGCCUGCUCAUGCCAAAUACGACACUGUGGAGAGACUGCCUUCAGGUUUCGAUGAGGAGACAGUAAAAAGCAACAUCAGAUUGCUGUUUGAGAACGCUGUAAGGAAACGUCUCAUGGCUCACAGGAGGAUUGGCUGUCUUCUGUCAGGUGGUCUGGACUCCAGUUUGGUCGCUGCGAUGCUGGUAAAGCUGGCCAAGGAGGAGAAGCUGCCGUAUCCCAUCCAGACGUUUUCAAUUGGGUCAGAGGACAGUCCAGACAUCAUAGCUGCUCGCAAGGUUGCGGCUCACAUUGGCAGUGAACACCACGAGGUGAACUUCACUGCAGAAGAAGGAAUCCAAGCUGUGGAGGAGGUGAUCUUUCACCUGGAGACGUAUGACAUCACCACCGUACGUGCCUCUGUCGGGAUGUACUUGGUGUCAAAGUACAUCAGGGAGAAGUCAGACAGUGUGGUGAUCUUCUCUGGAGAGGGCUCUGAUGAGCUGACUCAGGGAUACAUUUACUUCCAUAAGGCUCCAACUCCCAAAGCAGCUGCAGAGGACAGUGUUCGACUGAUGAAGGAGCUCUACCUGUUUGAUGUCCUCCGUGCUGAUCGCACCACGGCUGCACAUGGUCUGGAGCUCAGAGUGCCUUUCCUGGAUCACAGGUUCACAGCGUACUACCUUUCUCUGCCUGAGGAGAUGAGGGUCCCCAAGCACGGAGUGGAGAAGCAUCUGCUGAGGGAUUCCUUCAAGGAUGUCAACCUGAUCCCAGAUGAGAUCCUGUGGAGGCGUAAGGAGGCCUUCAGUGACGGGAUGAUGUCUGUGAAGAAGUCCUGGUACGUCUGUCUGCAGGAGCACCUGGAGUCUAUGGUGAAUGAUGACGAGAUGGAAAAGGCUCACAAGACGUUCCCUCACGUCCCUCCAUCCACCAAGGAGGCCUACUAUUUCAGACAGGUGUUUGAGAAACACUACCCAGGCCGGUCUGAGUGGCUCUCCCAUUACUGGAUGCCCCGCUGGACCAACGCCACUGACCCAUCAGCCCGGACCCUGGCUAUCUAUAAACCUGAUAAAGACCAGUGAUUCACUGGAGCAGCUGCGUCUGUCAGUCAGCAACAUGUUGGCCUUCUUAGAGAAUUCUGUCUCAUACUUAGCUUUACUUUGUUAAAACUCAGAUUCAGAUUAACUUAUUUGGAGCUAGUUAUACUGUACAUGAAGUUUGUCACACUGUGAUGGAGUUGGUCAGACUCUGAUGUAGCAGUACCAAGAAACAAUUCAACAGAGGCUUUCUUUGCCUGAGCUGCCUCAUCAAACCCAAAAGCCUCAGUCAGACAUAAUGGGUGCCACAUAGGUGGUUAUCAAGUUUCCUCUGUUUGCCAUGUCUUUCUUCCUCAGGCUCCUUACAUGUUCCCAUAAAACGAGUCAAAUAACGUGUUCAGUGCGUCACUCUUAAAAUUGGUUGAUGGCGUGCCGCCUUCUUCGACCUUUGAAGAAUAUUAAGAAAGGAUCACAGGAUAAAGCAGGAGGAGGAAAAAGCAUGCAGGCAGGAAAUGACUAAUAGUGUAAAUUCAGUUAAUAUGAGUAUUUUAACAGUCAUUUUUAACAUGACAGCUGCACGUUCUUUAAAGGAGCUAUAUGUAAGAAAUCUAAAGCAAAUAGUCAUAAAAUCCUCCUAAUAUGUCACAGAGACUAAGGACUAAUGUUCAUAUAACAUACUGAUCUCACCGACAACAAUAGUACAGCCAGAAUAUUCGCAUUUACAAAAAAAUUUAUGGUCCGCAAAUCAUGUUUAUGUUUUGAAUUUGUGUUUUGGCCUGUUCCUCACCCACCACCAUCUACCAGUCACACAGUCAGUAGAGUCUCAGCAUCAGUUACUUUUACGACUGAGCUACAGCAGCACGGCAAGCAGCAUUAGCAGUGUCCCAGUACAUAACAUUAGCAGUCUUCUCAGCUGUAUCCCGGCAGAAGCGUUAGCAGCAGAGAAGCCGGACUUGCUCCACAAUUUAUUAGUAACGUUUCAGUCCUCGGGCGGCACGGUGGUGUGGUAGUUAGCACUGUCGCCUCACAGCAAGAGGGUUCCCAAUUCGAUCCCGAGUGGGGGAGCCCUUCUGUGCGGAGUUUGCAUGUUCUCCCCGUGUCAGCGUGGGUUCUCUCUGGGUACUCCAGCUUCCUCCCACACUCCAAAGACAUGCAGGUUAAUUGGUGACUCUAAAUUGUCCAUAGGUGUGAAUGUGAGUGUGAAUGGUUGUCUGUCUCUAUGUUUUGGAAAACAAUUUGUUACUGUAUGAUCGGAAUGUAGGCUAUACAAACAACAGAUGGUUGGACUAGCGUGAACUCAUCAGCAACUCGGUUGAACACAGCGUCAAAAUAUCUAAACAAACUGAUUUACCCGAACAAAAUCGAUCAGAACUAGAAGACGUCGUAGGCGCCUCCUGUUUUCAGCAUUUCUUCUCCGUUGAUUCAUCAGACAGGGAAGAAUAAAGAUAGCACACGCCACAACGCGUGACGUAUGCCUGCACGUCGGCCACGCUGAUUUGCAUGAAGUGGUGUCUUAUUUCUCAGGGAAAGAUCUCUACCCUAAUAUUUCUCACUUCCCUCAUCGAGGGUUAUCUCGCAAACGAGGGCACUCAAUACCAAGUGGAAGAUUUAAGGGGUAGAAAUGGGAUUGGGCCUUAAUCUUCAUCAUCACCUUCUUCGCACAGCAGAACUGUGUCAAGUUUUUAAUCGGUUUCACACAUUUUUCCCGCCCUUGUUCCAAACAGAUAUGACAUAUCUUACAGAAGGACCCAAAACUCUAUUGGACUAACUGUGUUAAACAAAAGGAAAACAUUUUUUCACAGCCAAUAUAUACUACUUGUAUAAUUAUGAAUCUCUAAUGCACCUGAAUGAAACUUUUCAACCAGCAAUCCUGCACCUUGGUGUUGCUAUCUGCAAGCAUGGAUCAAAGAGGCAUGUAAGAAGAGUAGAGACCAUUCUGGGAACAUUUCUGGCAAUAUUUUGUGAGUGUUUGAGCAUUUUGCAAACAAAACGUGUCAUUUAGGCCAGACACUUUGUGUUUAAGCAAAUGAUAAAAACUGUAAAAUAGUGAACAGAGAACAAAGAGAACACUACAAACAUACUCAGCAGUUCAUUGAGAGCAAGAACAUUGUGAAUACAUUAAAACAGCAUUGCUCAGAUAUUCUGCAUCACAUGUAAACUGUAGGUUCUCUCGACAAACAAACAAAACAAUGCUAUAGUUAGCGCUGCUGUAAUUGCACGCCUUCAUUCGGUGGCACUGAUGUAACAUCAUGACUCAGCAAUUUGGAUAAAGUGCUUUUAUAAUGUUUUCCCUCAGCUGAGAAUCUGUAUCACUUGUAGAUACACACUGACUGUAGAGUGACGAUACUUAAGGAGCUGUGAGAGGCACUUUUUAUCUGAUUGAAAGCCGAAACUCGUUAGCCAUGCAGCAUGAAUUGCCAUGGCGAUGUAUCCAGAUUAAAACAGAGCCACUUUUAUGUUGUGUAAAAAUGUGGCUUUAGAUUCAACAUGCCUCUCGAACCCACUGAUCCCUCUGCUGUUUGGGGAAUUACAGUAAUUUUAUUUGUGUUUUUAAUUUACAUGCACACGCGUAAGACUGCGUUAAAUCCAGAUAAUGAAAAGUAAAUGUAUCAGGAGAGGUCAAGAGGCCACAGGCUUACACAGUGGACCUCCGCUUAAAGAGAAACACAGCCACUGAUACUGCUCUUAAUCCUGUUCAGAUUCCAAGUGUACUCUUAAUUACGGCCAUGCAACUACCAAACACUGGAUGCCAAAACAGUCAUGUGCAACAUGAAAGCUUUUAUCUGACAAACUCCAUCAAAGUCUGACAAAGAUCAGAUUAAGUUAGGAUGAGACUGGUGUGUCAGGUUUAUAUCAUCACUGCAUUCAAAGGACCUACUUGUGUUUAAGUUGUACUGCAAAUUAAGUUUUUUUUUAUUGUCGACCAUUUUCCAAAGCUGACAAUUAAUCACAGUUUUUAUUUCCUACCUUCCAGGCAGCCACUGGUUUCUGUUCAAUCCAUUAGUCUAAGAAAUGAAAAUGAACGCUCAGACUUGAAAGUUGCUCGAGAUGGGCGAUCCAUCACCGUUAACACCUCGUCAUGUUUUGGGUGCCUUAUGAUAUAUAGUCGCAGCAGAUGUGUGAGCAGCUGCGGUGAAGCUGUAAAAGCUGCCUCGAGGAGCUCUAGCAUCCCAAAGUGAGGUAACACGCUGUCCCGGCUUUUCUGUUGUGUCAAGAAUUAUUUUAUUUUUGUCAAGGGCACAAAAGUGAUCAUGAGCUACUGUAUCGUCGUCUUGAAUCCAAAAAUAACCGACCUCAUACGUCAGUCAAAAGCACUAACUGGAUUUAAGGUUACCGUCUGAGUCGUAGACGCUGUAGCUGCAUAAAUGACCAUAGAUGUGAUGAUAGAUAUAUUUUAAUAGGUUAAAUGGAUUAUUUAAAGCUGCUAACACCAAAUAGGCUGAUGCUUGCUGACUAUUAUAUUACACUGUGUGUCAUGGGUAGAGGUGUCGUAUGUGAGCAUUGUCAGUGGCUUCUUACACAGUUUGACACUUGCUCUGCUGUUUUCCCAUUGGAUCUUGGACUGGCUAUGCAAACACAUUUGUUGCGAGUGUGUGCGUUGUAUAAUGCUGAAGUGAGGGUAGUAUUGUCAAGCUUUGGACUAUAAUGUGAAGAAGUACAGUUUAGUUACCAUUACAAGAUUAUGCUACAGCUAAUCUGACACUGAGGAAAAAUUAAACAUAAGUGUCAUAGUUUUCAAUAGAGUUUAUUGCAAGGCUGCAUUCAUUAUAUUUUUAUUUCUGUGAUUCUUCCCACCUCCUAACAUUACCAUUAUCUGUCUGAUUUGUUUUCUACUCAUAUAUUGUCUCUGUUUCAUACUAAUUGCUGCAAAAAUAAAUUCACCUCUUGGCUGGGAAA